Messenger RNA from Solanum verrucosum, 863 nucleotides. RefSeq names its product thioredoxin X, chloroplastic. The coding region runs from base 67 to 612 and encodes 181 amino acids. Gene Ontology annotation, cellular component: cytoplasm. The transcript has 2 exons. Gene Ontology annotation, molecular function: oxidoreductase activity, acting on a sulfur group of donors, disulfide as acceptor; protein-disulfide reductase activity. The record is from RefSeq and is a predicted model, not a curated record. Lineage: Eukaryota; Viridiplantae; Streptophyta; Magnoliopsida; Solanales; Solanaceae.
GUGUGUGGACCGGAAACACCUUCUUCUUUAGCGAUAACUGAAAAAGUUAUCUCGAAGCAUUCAACAAUGGCGACAAUGGCUUCCGUCGCUACUUCAACUUCGAGGAUUUCAUAUCCUAUGACGCAUUCUUUCAAUACAACUUGUAAUUUCGCUUCUCCUUUUCGUUCUUCAUUUUCUUCUUUAGGUUGGAAGAAAGUUAGGUUUUCGAUUGGAAAUCGAAGGGGAAAGUUAGGGUUUCGAAAUUGUUCGACAUUGAGGAUAAGCUGUGGUGGAUUGGCGGAGAUUAAGGAAGAUGAAUUCUCCGACGUCGUUUUGAAGUCCGAUCGUCCUGUACUGGUUGAGUUCGUUGCUACUUGGUGUGGACCUUGCCGUUUGAUUAGUCCUGCCAUGGAAUCCGUUGCUGAGGAGUACAAAGAAAAGAUCACUGUUGUUAAGAUAGAUCAUGACGCGAGUCCCAAGCUCAUAGAAGAGUACAAAGUCUAUGGAUUGCCAACUUUGAUUCUCUUCAAAGAUGGAAAAGAAGUUCCAGACAGCAAAAGGGAAGGCGCGAUAACAAAAGUUAAACUCAAGGAGUAUCUUGAUGGACUUCUAAAGACAGUUUCUAUCGCGUAAUAUUCAGGGAAAAGUUUAUCCGUUCUGGUAUCUUCAUCAGUCUAUGAUCGACGAGAGGAAUUUUCUUGUCUUGUCGUUGUUGUUUAUCCUGUUUUUGCCUAUAAAUUGAUUUGCUUCCUUGAUUUAGCCAAGAAUAAUGAGGAUGCAUUGUAUAUUUUAGCUGUAUAAUGGCGCGAAGCUGUUUGGAUUUGUAUAUUUGAGCUGUCUAUAAGAUGAAAAUAAUUGUGUAUUUCAGAUUUAUGUAAUAUGGU